This is a messenger RNA of Bemisia tabaci, 3760 nucleotides long. The record is from RefSeq and is a predicted model, not a curated record. Lineage: Eukaryota; Metazoa; Arthropoda; Insecta; Hemiptera; Aleyrodidae.
GCGGUGCGUGUUGCCCGUCGAUCGUCUCGUCCCGUCGCGCUUUUCCCGCCGUCCGCGUUGCCCGCCGCCGUCGUGCCGUCCGCAUCGAUCCCCGCUGACCGCGCGAGCCGUCAACAGGUGCCCGCGGCGAGGACCGAGGCCCGAGCUUUACGGAUUGGUUAACCCCUAAUUCGACAGGAAGUCUCAUAAACUUCUGGUUACGGCAGUGAAACGACUUGAAACUUUCUUCAUUCUCCUAAAACUCGAACUUUCUCUUUUCGAGUGAUACUUGUUUAAACUUGGCCUCGCUUCAAGGACAGUGAGAAAAAUUUUGCCCUCUCAAUUCACGCAUGAAAUUGAUUGUUGAGGAGGUAUACCUGAACGUUACGAAAACCAGACCGCGUGGUGAAAUAAUCAGUUUUUAGUGCAAAGACGAUGCCAAGCAAGAAGCAAAGAAGACGAAUCUCGAAAUUAUUGAUGCCCGGGAGUUUGAUCGACGUUUAGUUCCUGCGUUCGAAGAAGUUUAUCCUGCGUUCGUAACUCUAUGGAGCGUCAUGUACUGUGAUUCAUUUUGGAGCCGUUACAAUGCAAUCCCGACCACAAAAUAGCAGAUAAUAUCGGCCCGAAGCCCCCGGCCAGCGGCAUGGACGCCGGCGCGGGUGGAGGGGCGGCAGGGGGCGUGGCCGGGGGUGGAGUCGGGGGCGGGAAGAUGACCCGCGGCGGGGUCCACCUGUCGGCGACGCUGGCGUUCCUCCUGACGACGGCGUUCGUGGCGAUGCUCAUCGUGAGCUCCCUGCUGGCCGCCCGGCUCCUGAGCCGGCUCCCGGGGCCGGAACCGUCGGGCGCGGGGCGGGACCCCGACGAGACGGCCCUCCUCCGGCAGCUGGACGCCCUCGCCGCGCCGCACAAGCCCCGCCUCGACGUCCGCCUCCCCGCCUCGGUCCGCCCCUCCGCCUACGACAUCCGCCUCCUCCCGUUCAUCCACCGCCGCGACUUCACGUUCCACGGCGACGUCGUCAUCACGCUCGACGUCAAGCUGGCGACGAGGAACUUCACGCUGCACGCCGUCAACCUGAGCGUGGAGCGCUACCGCGUCACGCAGCUCCCGCCCCCGCACGCCGCCGACCAGGCCGAGGAAGAGGUCGACGUGGAGAGCAUGAGCCUGGACCCCGAGCGGCAGUUCCUCGUCUUCCGCUUCGCCCACCUCCUCCUCUCCGGGACCCGCUACCGCCUCUUCAUCUCCUACGUCGGGCACAUCAACGACGAGCUCGUCGGCUUCUACCGCAGCUCCUACACCGUCGACGAGCAAGUCAGGUGGUUGGCGGCGACGCAGUUCCAGGCGACGGAGGCCCGCCGCGCCUUCCCGUGCUUCGACGAGCCGGCCAUGAAAGCCCGCUUCACGAUCCACAUCGGCCGACACCGGAACAUGACCUCCAUCUCCAACAUGCCCAGAAUCAGCACCACUCCGGACGUGGAGGGCCUGCCGGACUACGUGUGGGACCACUACCAGGAGUCGGUGCCGAUGUCGACCUACCUGGUGGCGUUCGUGGUCUCGGACUUCGCGAGCAUGUCGACGAACGAGGAGCAGCAGGGGAACGGGACCCGCUUCAAGGUGUGGGCCCGGAAGGCGGCCCUCGCCCAGGCCCACUACAGCCUCGAGAUCGGGCCCCGCAUCCUCGAGUACUUCGAGGAGUACUUCGGCAUCAAGUACCCCCUCCCCAAGAUCGACAUGAUCGCCCUCCCCGACUUCCAGGCCGGCGCCAUGGAGAACUGGGGACUCAUCACCUACCGGGAAACAGCGAUGCUCUACCAGCAGGAGACCUCUUCCAUGAGCCAGAAGGAGAGGGUGGUGACCGUGGUGGCCCACGAGCUGGCCCACCAAUGGUUCGGCAACCUGGUCACGCUGGAGUGGUGGUCUGAUCUAUGGCUCAACGAGGGGUUCGCCAGCUACGUCGAGUACAUCGGCAUGGACUCGGUGGAGCCGAAAUGGCAUGUAAUGGAGCAACUGGUCACGAAUGAGCUGCACUUGGUGCUUACCUUGGACUCUCUCCAGUCCUCGCAUCCUGUAUACACUCCUGUCUCUCACCCGGACGAAAUUUCGGAGAUUUUCGACAGGAUCUCGUACGGAAAAGGAGCCUGCCUCAUUCGCAUGAUGGAUCAUUUCCUUACAACACCGGUCUUCAAAAAGGGGCUGAACCACUACCUUCUUGAAAAGAGCUAUCAGAACGCGAACCAGAACGACCUGUGGCACUCGCUGACUCUGUUCGCGCACCAGGAUGGGAUCCUGGAGAAGAGUGAAACUGUGAAGCAGAUCAUGGACACGUGGACCCUUCAAACGGGGUACCCGCUCGUCACGGUCAUCCGCAACUACGAGGACGGAUCAGCCACCGUGACCCAAAAACGGUUCUACCUGUACCCGGAGAACAUCCAGAGAGGAGACCGGAUAGGCGGCUGGUGGAUCCCGAUCACGUACACGACGGCCGGGCUCCUGGAUUUCGAGAGCACGCGCCCCGACCUCUGGCUCAAAGCCGAGCACGGCAAAGUCCUCGCCUCCGUCAACGCCACCGCCCAGGAGUGGGUCCUCUUCAACGUCCAGCAAACAGGAAUUUACAGGGUCAACUACGAUCCCGAAAAUUGGCGAUUGCUGAUAGACUAUCUGCAAAACCCAAAAACUUACACACUCAUCGCGCCGAUCAACAGGGCUCAGCUGGUCAACGACGCGAUGAACCUGGCGCGCUCCGGGCUCCUGGACUACUCGAUCGCCCUCAACGUGACGACCUACCUGGAACACGAGCUCGACUACAGCCCGUGGAAAGCCGCCUUCUCCAGCUUCGACUUCCUCGACAUCAUGCUCGCCAAGAGCGGACACUACUACGAGUACAAAGAGUACCUGUGGCACCUGAUGUCUGGGCUCUACGAUUCGGUCGGCUUCACAGAUCCGCACGGGGACGAACUCCUGACGGUCUACAAGCGGAACGAGGUGCUCCAUCACGCCUGCAACAUAGGCCACAAGGAUUGCAUCGACAACGCCAUCACCCUCUUCCAAAGCUGGAAACGGCUCGGCAGCCAGCAGAUGAACCCAAUCUCGGCUAAUCUUCGUGGAGUCGUUUACUGCAACGCAAUCAAAGUCGGAGGAGAAUCAGAUUGGCAGUUUUUAUGGGAAAAAUACCUAAAAAGCAAUGUUGGAUCAGAGAAAGACCUCAUUCUAGCAGCUUUGGGUUGUUCUCGGGAGCCCUGGAUUCUAAGCAGGUAUUUAGAAUGGUCCAUGAACGAAACUUCAGGCGUGAGGAAGCAAGACGCCUCACGCGUUUUCGGAGCGGUGGCCAGCACCCCUAUCGGUCAACCCUUGGCCUUUAAUUUCGUCCGAAACCAAUGGUCUCGCAUCGUCGAAUAUUUGGGAUCGCAGUCGUCCAUGCUCAGCGGAAUCAUAAAAUCAAGCGUCACCGGAAUGAACACGGAGUACGAAGCUCGUGAUCUGCAAAAUUUCGUGGCCAAGCAUCACAAAGAGAUGGGGGCGGCCUACAGAGCAGCGUUCCAGGCACUCGAAAAGACGCGAGCCAAUAUGAAGUGGAUGAAGCAGAAUUACAAGCAAAUCGUCCAGUGGUUGAAGUCGGCCUUGGUUCAAAUCAGGAGUCGGAAGAAGGCCCCGACCUCUCUAGCUCUCCACGCCGGAUUGCAGUUGUAGUGUCGACCAGCCAUCUACUUUUCCUGAACUGUAUUCACGAUGUUGUCCAGACCCAUGUGACAUCUCUUUGCCGUGCAGUAAUUUUUCAUUCACUGG